Molecule: messenger RNA, 7239 nt
Organism: Anopheles stephensi (Asian malaria mosquito)
Lineage: Eukaryota; Metazoa; Arthropoda; Insecta; Diptera; Culicidae
Gene: PIP5K59B
Product: phosphatidylinositol 4-phosphate 5-kinase type-1 gamma
Exons: 19
Coding region: 697-3327 (876 amino acids)
Biological process (GO): phosphatidylinositol metabolic process
Molecular function (GO): phosphatidylinositol kinase activity
Source: RefSeq, a predicted model, not a curated record
CUUCGCUCCAUACACUUUGUUCCAGCGUACAGAAAUUCGAUAGCAAAUUUCAGUCCCCGCUGCGAAGGAAGGAGACGUUUUUUUACGGACGGGUCCUAUUUUCACAAUGUUCGCUCGUGCAUCGCAGCCAACGUAGUUUUUAGGAUCGGGUAAAAUAGUGUAGAAUCGUGUAAAAUAGAGGAAAACGAGGGGGCGGCGCACAUCAACCGGGGGGUCUUUAGUAGUAGCGAAAUUAGGCGUCAUCGUUUGCGAGUGUAUAAAGUGUGUAAAGUGAAACGUAUGAAAAAGUGGCAGCCGCUGCAUUACACUUAAUCCUUAGUGUACCAGAAGGUUAACGCCGUUGUUAAGUUAUAAGCCUAGAUAAAUGAAUGUACCCCGGCAACUGGAAAUCAUCAAGUAUUCCACGUCGACGGCAUGUAAAUUUACAAUCCUAGAGUGCAUUUCAUGAUUUCACUGCGACUAGUGUAAUUUCCCCGUGCGUGUGUGUGAGUGAGUGAGAGUAUUCGAGAUUCGCCAGCAAAAGUGAACGAUCGAAUCAUUUGCUAGCAGAGUACCGGGAAGCAACCACUUCCGUAGUUUUGGUUCGGUAGCUGUGUUAAAAAGUAUAAACGUAUCCCCAAAUACAACACACCAACACACACACACCAUCAGCAAGUAAUUUUGUGUGGUAAAUAAGGGUCGUAGUAAGCAACGGCGAUGGCUACCGGGGAUACGGCCGCUAUCGAUACGAUCGACGUCGAGUCGGCCCUAUCUACGAAAAACUCCGAAUUUACCGGCAGCAGCAAGGAUCAGCAAAUAGAGCUAGACGAAUAUGGGAAAUUCAUCAAAGAUACACCGGGAAAAUUCAUCAUGGCAGACGGGAUGUCCGGCGAACAGUCAUUGGCUCCGCGGCCUCACCGGCCCAAGUCGGACAAGGAGCGCAAAAUCGGCCAUCGGCGGGUUGGCGAGGGUGGCGAAAUUACGUACAAGAAGAUCCAAACCACCACGAUUAUGGGUUCGAUUCAGCUCGGCAUCCAGCAUACGGUUGGCAGCUUGGCAUCGAAACCGCGGCGUGAUCUACUGAUGAUGGACUUCUGGGAGCUGGAAACGAUAUCCUUCCCACCGGAAGGUUCCAGCAUGACACCCGCGCACCACUACAGCGAGUUUAAGUUUAAAAUUUACGCUCCAAUUGCGUUUCGGUACUUUCGCGACCUGUUCGGCAUACAGCCGGACGAUUUUAUGAUGUCUAUGUGUUCAGCCCCGUUGCGGGAACUGUCGAAUCCGGGUGCGUCCGGUUCGAUCUUCUAUCUGACGGACGACGAUGAGUUUAUCAUUAAAACUGUGCAACACAAAGAGGGAGAGUUUUUGCAGAAAUUGUUACCAGGGUACUAUAUGAAUCUAAAUCAAAAUCCCCGCACGCUGUUACCGAAGUUUUUCGGCCUGUACUGCUACCAGUGCAAUAGUAAAAACGUUCGAUUAGUCGCUAUGAACAACUUGCUUCCCUCUUACGUAAAGAUGCACCUCAAAUACGAUCUCAAGGGUUCGACGUACAAACGGAAGGCCAACAAAGCGGAACGAUCGAAAUCGUCGCCCACGUACAAGGAUCUGGACUUUAUGGAGCAUCACCCGAACGGGUUGUUUCUGGAGGCGGAAACUUACAGUGCACUGAUCAAAACGAUCCAGCGGGACUGUCGGGUGCUUGAGUCGUUUAAAAUCAUGGACUACUCGCUGCUCGUUGGCAUUCACAAUCUCGACCUAGCGGUAAAGGAGAAGCAGGAGGCGGCGGCCAAGGCACGAUCCGAAGGUGAAUCGGACUACGAAGAUGCACCGGAAGCGGACCAGUACAUGGUACAGGAACGGGAAGAACAGCGAACGACAGCCCUAAACAGAAGCAGGCACACAACGUAUGGAAAGAUGCUGAUUAGGUCCAUCAACCGGCAAAGGCUUGUUGCGCAUUCGACAGCAAUGGAAAGUAUUCAGGCCGAAAGUGAACCGAUCGAUGAAGAGGAUGAUGUCCCUCCCGGUGGUAUACCUGCGCGCAGUGAGAAGGGCGAACGGCUAUUACUGUUCAUCGGUAUCAUUGAUAUUUUGCAGUCGUACCGGUUAAGGAAAAAGCUAGAGCACACGUGGAAAAGUAUUAUUCACGAUGGUGAUACCGUGUCGGUGCAUCGGCCUUCCUUCUAUGCACAACGCUUUCAGGAUUUCAUGGCCAAAACUGUUUUCAAGAAAAUUCCUUCACUGGAUCUGCCCGAGAUCAAGGGCAAUCAUAGAAAAUUUCGCACGUUGGUCACCAGCUACAUAGCGCUAAAACACUCACCAUCCAAGAGAAAAAGUUUAUCGAAAGCCGCACAGAGAGCAAAAAAUGAAGAAACAGAUAGUCAACCCGUAGCCGGCAGCUCCCAUCAGCAUCAUCACCAAAACCAACAGUUCAACCCGUCACAGACGCAUUUCAAUCAGCAGACUACGGGGACUCCCAAAUCAGAUGUCGAUACUUCGUCGAGUGUGCAUACGGCGGCAACGAUCACGACCACGUCUAGUAGCAGUGCGGGUGCAGGCGGUAAUGGCAAACCGGUGGCCGGCGGUCUUGGUUCUGGAGCGACCCGAGCUGCGGCCGGUGGUGCGUCCGUCACGCCCACCAACAUGCCACCGCUAAAAAAGAAAACGACCGUCGUAAAGCAAAGCGUUCCGCCACCGGUUCCACCGCGCGGUUCGCCAAAGUUCAACAAGACGGGUGGGUCGGGACGGCCCGGUGGUACCUCCGGUUCGCUACCCAGCCAGUCCAGUGGGCAUCGGGGACGAUCCAGUGCAGGCACAUCUCCUUCCUGUUCUUCCACUCCUCCUCCCGCUUUUGACGACAUCUCCGAGCACGGUAGCAGUAGCCAUCGACACUCGUCGGAUGAUAAAACGGGCAGCAGCAGCGGAAUCGGCAGUGCCGGCGCCAGCGGCAUCGGAGGCAACGGGCACGGUGGUGGCGACGGUGUCGGCCUCGGCGGCGGCGGCUCCGUCGAUCGGCGGAGCACUUCCUGUCGCAGUGAUAACUACAAAGAAGACUCAAUAAGUAUAUCAGAAAUAAGAUUAGAAAGUCAUUUAGCAGUCGAAUCAUCAUCCAAUAGCAAUUACGGCUCGCGGGGGGCCCUAGCGUCGGUCGAAGGAUCGACCCCAACGUGGACUGAAGGAACGCCCAGCUUUACGGAUUCGAGCUCGAGCGGUGAUAUUGGAACAUUCUCAGGCCAUUCCUCUCCGAUGUCGGACCGGGAUCGCCACAAGCCCACUGUCGAGAAGGCGCUAAAUUCGCUCACAUCGGAAAUGGAAAAUUUACGAUAUCAAGUAGAUUACGAUUACAACUAAGCGGGUAUCGCACUGGGCUCGCUAUGGUGACUUUGUCAGUGGUGAUUAGUGAGACCGGAAAGUGUAACGUGUGAAGCAAGCGAACAACCGAUCCCUCCACCGAGUGGGAAAACUCGGUGAAAACACAACGGAACGAGAGACUGUAAAUAUGUAUCAAAAAAACUCCCCAUUUCAGUUUAGUUCAUUCGGGAAGGCUCCGUAACUCCACGGUCGGAGUACGCGAUAAUACGCACGAAUAGAAAGAGGAAAUCAAAAUCAUAAAAAACAAUUAGACUCUAGGCUGUAAGCGUUAUAUCACGUUAGAACGUUCGAUACUUGAUUCUUUUACCCACGGCCUUCAAAAAGACACGGGGAGACAGAAUGAGCCAUAGAACCAUUAGGUGUGUGGUACCGCUCGUCGAUCCCGGUUCAGGCAGUUUAUUGACGCUUUCCCAGAUAUGUUUGAGAUCCGGCCCAUAGUUUACUGAAGCUAUUUCCUAGCUAUUUUUGACAUCGUUCUAUUUCGAGGAUAUUAUUUUUUACUUAAGAAAAAUGGCUCCAAACGAUUUUUUUUCGAAAAGUAUGCUUUUAAAGUUUCUUUUCAAACGACUUUUCAAAAGCGUUCAGAAGCGUUCAAUUCCAAAAUUAAACCACGGGACAGCGUCAAUAAAUUGUGUGGUGGAUUCAAAAACCGAGUUUGAGAAUGUGUCAGAAAACUUUGAAAACCACUGCAUUAAUCUUAUCCCUCGUACCAUUUCAAUAUUGUUACACUAGUAUGACACCGUAUAUGCAAUUCAACCUCGUUAACCCUUCUCAACACGCGAAAACAAACAUUCAACUCCGCAAAAUUCCAACUCAACAAUGGAAAAUGGCUAAUUGGUGAAGCUGUUUUUGGCACAAUGUUUUAAUUGAUUGUUAUUGAUUCUAAUCAAUGGUGAUCCGGUGGUCGAGAGGCUUGCGACGCAUGUCUUCCCACGGCAGGACCGGGGAUGAAAUUUAACCCAGACCGCCUCCCCGUAGGCAGGUCUGACUACAGGAUCCAGCUACGGGGAAAAAAAAAAUCAAGUCUAAGAAAUCCAGAGAUGGAAGUCUAUAACCAAGCUGCUUGAUUGCUCCGUCAACUAGCCAUUUUGCAUUGUCGGGAAUUUACGGAGUUGAAAGUCUGUUUUCCGAUGUUGAAAAGAGGGUUAACGGGGUUGAAUUACAUACGAUGUCGGAUUAGCGUUUUACGCUGCUGACAUGUGUGUGUUACAAUGUUGAACUAGCCUGAGAAACCCUGCAAUCUAAUCUACAGUGCUUCCAUUUGCUUUUAUUUUAAUUUUAAAAAUAUCCUUUCAUAAUCGAAUUCAUAAUUUUGAUCCUUUUCAUAAUCGUGCCCUGUAUGCACCACAUGCCGGCAACAAUAAAACAAAAAUGGCGGACAGGAGCGACCUAUCAGAAACCCAGCAAGUCACAACUGCCUUUACUGAAUCCCUAGCUAUUGUUAUAACUUCAUGUAGCACGCAUAGAUUUCUCUCUCUCUCUCUCUCGUUACUUGCUUUCCUCAUUUCCUCCAACGCCUUAAUCAAUCCAACGAAAUCCAAAAGGAAAGUGCGUUCGAGAAUACAAACGUCUUAGCCCCCAGAGGAGGGAGGUUUGAUUUGAUUAAACGAGAAACGGAACAAAUUCCGCCUAACCCGUAACGUAAGAUUUGUGUUUAGAAUUGCAAAGAAAAAAAAACAAGCUACGUUGAAAGGGCCUAUAAAUAUGUGUCUGGCGAGAGACGGUGAGCAUAAGCCGACUAGGAAAGAAAAAACGGAACGGAGUUUUGUCAACAUAUUUUUUCAGUUUCCCACGGGUAUUUUUGUCUAUAUAAUUAUUGAAGUUGUAAAGCUUAUUUUGUGAUCUAUUUAAAUUCUAUUCUAAGCGAAGAGGAAUAAUAUGCGAGUGUUAGAAGGCGUCGGCGUCGAAAUGGGGGGAGCAUAUGUCGAAAAAAACAACAAUAACUACAUAUAAAGCUAAAGUAUAAGAUAUGUACAAUAAGAAACGCUCGAAACGGAAAGCGAUGUUAAAAGCAGUUAAACGCAUUUAGUCCAUAUGGCCCCGUCUUGUUCCCGCCCCCCGCAUUUCCUCGGCACACAUACACAUUUCAGCUGCACACCCACUAAUUAGAGAGUGUGUACAUACGUAUAUGCAUAAACAUAAAUAUAUCAUCUAUUGUAAAGUUAUCAUCAUCGAAAGGAAACAAUCGAAGCUCCCAAAAAGUAAGAAAGUUAAGCGUUAUCCAAACAGUUACACACCACACAAAAAAAAACGAACACGAUAAUGACAAAUAAGGCGCGCGCGCGUAUUGUUAAAAGGCAAAGCUGGUUAUAACAAUCCGAAUAAUUCUGUUCUGCGUUGUAGUUUACGGGAUGUGUGUACCGCGUGCAGGAGUGAGAUUUCAUGAGCAAUUUCUUGUUUAAUGUAGGCAUUUAAAUUUUGGCCUGUUUUCAAAUUCGAAUCCCACACCCCAUGUAGUAGAUUCCGGGGAUCAUCUGUAUAAUCAAAACAUAAUAUCAACGUCGGGCGUCGUGUGCGUGUUAAAGUUCGUGUAUCGGGCUUUAAAAGAAAUUAAAUAUUAAUUAUAUUCACCUGUUCCUUCUCCUCCCCCCCCCCCCCCUCAUCCCGGACACCUCGUCGAUCCGUGGCCGCGUAUAUAGACUAAAGUAUAUUAAAUCGUAACCUUAACCGGCAAGCAGCUAUAGAUAGAUAGUAAAACCAAGACAAAAUCACUCCCCCAUAUGUAAAUCAAAUCCCCGAACACACCCGAACCGGUGGGAAACACGUUAAAUGUGAAGUGUACUGAUGAUCGUCUCCACAGUUGAGAUUUAUCGUCUUUACAACUCACAAUACACACUAACCGUCGUAGCUGUAUGGUGACGAUCAUACAUGGAUAAUGAUGAAACGGGAGCAGAGGAAAGCAAACCAACACGGGAACAUCUUUAACCAAUAUACUACAAAACCACUGGCAAUAAUUUAUCCAAACGUGGAAAAUGCAAUAAUCAAAGCAAGUCAGUUUAUCCUGUCUCCGUUGGUAACCAUCGUUCGGUUAGCGGUGGACAUAGUAACAAGCAAGAAAAUGCCAAUAUUAUCAACCCUCCGAAUGAAUCGUGGCGGAACGCAGCAACAGCAACUAACCUCUCUGUACACACAAACACACACUCAAACUAUAUACCAAACUAUUAAGAAAACGGCUCAAUCUCAUCACAAUCUCGUAGCUACUGGUGGUUCAAACGCAAUGCCGGACACCUUGAAAUCGAACCAAUUGGACUGCUGGGUGGCAUAACUGUUCGGAAUAUAUAAUUUAUCACAGUUUAAGCGUAAUAUUAUGAAAAAUGUGUUACAACACAACACUCGGAAACUAGUCCCAGCAAUAGAAGAGAUUUUGCAGAAAAACGAAAGCCUGAUUUUUCAUUCUUUACCGCGUACAAUUCUUUUACCAGAAAGUUCAACCGUUUGUUCGAUUUCAAGUUGUUCACGUUGGGUGCGUUGGAUGACAGUGUAAAACAUUCGACUACUACUACUACAUCAUCGUUGUAAGCCCAUCACUCGAAUCCUUUGACGUAAGGACCGAUACAGUUAAAGCCAUGUACGUAUUUAGCCGUAAAGCGUGUUGAUGCAUAUAUAUACAUAUACAUAUAGCGUGAUUGCAAAAAUCAAACACACAUAUUAGGUCGCGAAAGUGAGGGCGAGCAAGCGUUGUCGUUUAAGCGUCAUUCAAUGAUACAUAUAUGGGGGAGAAGGAGAAAGAAUACAACUACGGAUGAACUGAAUGCAACAAUCGGCGGAUAUUGAGGGAUAAUUGGGGGCAAGUGGAGAUAGCGGAAGGUCGAUUACCCGUUGGAAAUGAUGCAUAUAAUAAAGGGAAAACAAUACAAGCGAAAUUCAAAAUAUUAAAAACAAACGCGUGCA